Molecule: messenger RNA, 477 nt
Organism: Bathycoccus prasinos
Lineage: Eukaryota; Viridiplantae; Chlorophyta; Mamiellophyceae; Mamiellales; Bathycoccaceae
Exons: 1
Coding region: 1-477 (158 amino acids)
Source: RefSeq, a predicted model, not a curated record
AUGAAAACACAUCAUCGUCGCGACGAUGAUGAGAAAAAAUUGGAAACGCUCGCGGAGAUGAUGCAUCUGAUGAAAGAAAUCCACGAACAACGCGCGAGAGAAACGGACGAGCACAUCAAAGAUAUCGCGGAGAAGUGGAAACGGGGAAGCGAAGAACGAGACGUAAUCGCAGAGAAGAGGUACGAGGAGACGCUGUCGAAACUGGAUGCGCUUUGGGAGGGAAUGAGCGUGAAGCUGAUGCAUCGUCUCAACGACUUUGAGGAACGGUUGGAGGCGUUGGAAAGAGCGAGGAGUGCACCUCCUCCUCCUCGCGGCGGCGGCGGCCAAGAGAACGACGACGGCGACGCGACCGCCGAGAAGAGUAACAGAAAGAUCAAAAGGAUACAACAACAACAUCAACAACAACAAAACUCGAUAGCCGAUCGACGACGACGAUUGGACAAUAUGUACGCUAAACUAGAAGAUUUAAAAGGAUGA